Messenger RNA from Lathyrus sativus (Indian pea), 738 nucleotides. NCBI's taxonomy places the organism in Eukaryota, Viridiplantae, Streptophyta, Magnoliopsida, Fabales, Fabaceae. The record is from the annotation of a GenBank genome assembly.
AUGUUGGGUUCCAUCGAUUGUAUGCAUUGGGUAUGGGAAAAUUGUCCUGUUGCAUGGAAAGGACAAUUUUGUCGAGGUGAUCAUGGUAAGCCCACAAUCAUGCUUGAAGCAGUGACAUCACAAGACUUAUGGAUUUGUCAUGCUUUUUUUGGUAUUGCAGGUUCAAACAAUGACAUUAAUGUGCUAAACCAAUCCAACGUGUUUAACGAUAUUUUGGAAGGACGUGCUCUCAAUGUGCAAUAUACAAUCAAUGGGACACCAUAUAAUAUGAGGUAUUAUUUAGCAGAUGGUAUAUAUCCCGAGUGGGCUACAUUUGUCAAGACUAUUUCAAUGCCACAGGGAGAAAAGAAAAAAUUAUUUGCUCAACAUCAAGAAUCGGCUAGAAAACAUGUGGAGCGAGCAUUUGGAGUGCUUCAAUCUCGAUUUGCAAUUAUACAUGGCCCAACGCGUGCCUGGCACAUGGACACUCUCAAGCAUACCAUAUAUGCCUGCAUCAUAUUGCACAACAUGAUUGUGGAAGACAAACGACAUACAUAUGGAGGUAAUUUUGAUUAUUCUUAUGAUAAUGUGGAUAUCAAUAACUCAACAACUGAAACAUUUAGCGGUCCUCAUCCGAAUCUUGCAACAAGACUACAAAGAAGAGCAAGUAUUCAAGAAAAACAAGUUCAUCGUAAACUUCAAGGAGAUCUAGUCGAAUAUAUUUGGGAACGUUUUGGACAUGAAGAUGAUGAAAUUUAA